Molecule: messenger RNA, 837 nt
Organism: Caenorhabditis briggsae
Lineage: Eukaryota; Metazoa; Nematoda; Chromadorea; Rhabditida; Rhabditidae
Exons: 4
Coding region: 1-837 (278 amino acids)
Source: RefSeq, a predicted model, not a curated record
AUGCGCAAGAAAAACCACAAUUUUAUGAACAAGAUAAAAGAGAUGCCGAUUGUUGAAGAAGUUGUUGAGAAGCUUGAUCCGAUUCUUAACUUCGAUGAUGAUGAUAUGUUGGAUAAGCUGAAUCCUCUAGAUAAGUUCUCGGACAAACUAAAGGAUUGGAAAAAUAAAUUGAAGCCAAAGUUACCGCCAGGUCUUCAGAAGUUGUGGGAUGACGUGAAGAGAGGUGAAGAUUUGAUGAAAAAAGCAGAAGGUCUUCUUGGAUUCUCUCUUCCUGGUGGUCUCAAUGGGUUCUUAAAUGAUCCAUAUGGCUCAAACGAACCAUAUGGGCCAAAAGAGCUUUAUGGUAUUAAUGGGAAAUAUGGUCCUGAUGGGUUCUUUGGACCAAACUCUCAAAUUGGUCCUUAUGGGCCUAAAGAGAACACUCCAUUUGGAAGUAAGGGAACUCAUGGAUUGAAUGGGAUAUUUGGACCAAGCAAGAUUAAGUGUCAGGAGACCAUUCAAGAAGUGUACGGGAAGUUUAAAGAAAAGUUUGUGGACUUGUUAAAAGAUAAUAUUCCUGUAAAAUUGAAAGAUUUGUUUGGUGGAAAGUUGGAUAAGCUCAAAAAGACAUUGAAUAAAGCGAAAGAUCUGUUUAAGGCCAUUGAUGAUGCAGUUGAGAAGAUUCAGGAACUUCCAAAAUCAGAUCCGGAGAAAAAGGCAAAAGAGUUGUUCAGAAAAACUAGAAAGGUGAAGAGGGAAAAACUAAACCUUACAAGAGAAUUAAUGUUCCCCCAAAGAACUGGACAACUUCCACAUCUUCCACAACUGGAGCUCCUCAAGGAACUCCGAUGCUUAUGA